Molecule: messenger RNA, 1388 nt
Organism: Plodia interpunctella (Indianmeal moth)
Lineage: Eukaryota; Metazoa; Arthropoda; Insecta; Lepidoptera; Pyralidae
Product: glutathione S-transferase 1
Exons: 6
Coding region: 165-815 (216 amino acids)
Biological process (GO): glutathione metabolic process
Molecular function (GO): glutathione transferase activity
Source: RefSeq, a predicted model, not a curated record
UUUCACCAAGACAUUAGGGUUCAAAACGGCGUGAUACAAUUGAUACAAUCUCCCAGUGGAGUGCCACUUAUCGUAAACCGGUCUAUUGUAAGCAUUGUACUAGUGACCGCGAUACAGUGUGCUCGCAUCAAUAGCUGUUGCAGUUAUAAAAAGAAACAGUAACAAUGGUGUUGACAUUAUACAAAAUCGACGCUAGCCCCCCUGUGAGAGCUGUAUUCAUGACUAUAGAAGCGCUGAACAUCCCAGGCGUGGAUUAUGUCAAUGUGAAUCUGCUUGAAAGGGAACACUUGAAGGAUGAUUUUGUUAAGAUUAAUCCUCAACAUACCGUGCCAACAUUGAAAGAUGACGAUUUUGUGCUGUGGGAUAGCCACGCAAUAGCUGGAUAUUUGGUGGCAAAAUACGGGGCCGACGACUCCCUCUACCCCAAUGAUCCAAAAAGGAGGGCUCUCGUCGAUCAACGUCUUCACUUCGAUACCGGCAUCCUGUUCCCUAGUCUGAGAGGAACUGUGGAACCAUUAUUUUUCUGGGGCGAGAAGAGCCCGCGACCUGAGAAUUUGGAGAAGAUUGAGAAAGCGUACGGCUUCACAGAGAGUUUCCUGACAAGUCCGUGGCUUGUUGGUGGAGAAGUAACAUUGGCUGACAUAUGCUGUGUUGCCACCAUCAGCUCCAUGAAUGAAGUGUUGCCUAUUGACGGCAAUAAGUACCCGAACUUAGUGGGCUGGCUGGAGCGAUGCGAAAAAGAGAUUUUUUAUAAGAAAGGCAACGAGAGCGGCCUCCUUCAGUUCCGACAACUUCUCAAAAGCAAACUGCAAUAAACAAUCUCACUACUUACUACGUCAUCGAAUAUUAGAGCCCAGCCCCAUCGCUGCGUUGCGUCGCAACUCCGUCGUGCUCCAUAGUUUACACUAUAAAUUCCGACAUUGAUUUUCGACAACAGUUGUUAAUAUUUGUGUUUUUCUGGGUUGAUCCGUACGUAUAGGGCCGUCAACGCAACGGAGCACGACGGAGCUAUGAGCCUUACCCGGCGUCCUAGCUGAGCUACAAAUACGACGAGACAGCCCGACGCGAAGUGACAAUGUCAAACUUGUGUUAGGUUAUGACGUUUGUUAUAUUGCAGAGAAUGAAAUAAAAGUAUGGAAUGUGCCAGCUACUGCUCCUCUUGCGCAGAUUGUAAAUUUUAAUCUAGGGAAAAGGCUAUAAACUUUAGAUUCACCAGCCCGUCAUACAACUAAACGUGACCUUUGAGUUUUGCAAGUCUUGUUUGUUUAAGAGUCAUAUGUCAUAAUAUCAUAAUAUCUUCUUCUACAUCAACAUUUAGAAGAAGAUGUUAUUGUAAAACUAAGUAGGUAUAAUAUGUUCAAUGAAUAAAACACAGUAGAGCCAUUCAA